UAAGCUAAAAAGGGUAGAAAAUUACUUAUAAAAUAAAUUCAGGGGUAAUAGUUAUUUUUGGCAAAGUAAUAAAUAUGUAAAAAGAAUCCUAAUAAAAGUCAAAAAGUGUUCUAUUUUAAUUGGUCAAACUCAUCGAUAACCCUUUAAAAUUGGAAUCAAAUUUCAUUUAGAUACCUUAACUGAACGAUGUUUUUUUUGGACACUUCAGGUUGGGUCUCAUUGUAUCAUUUAAACACUUUUUGCUGACAUGUAAAAGUGAGUGUGAUACACUCAAUAAUAACCGCGUGAAAGACUUAAUUUAGCUAAUUUUUUAUUUUGUUUUCUAUUCUCCUUAGCCCUAAAUGAGGUGUUUAAAUUGAACAUCGCACAGUUGAGGUGUCUAUGUGUAAUUUGGUGUCAACUUUAAGAGGCUAUUGAUGAAUUUGAUCUUUUUAACUCUUUUUUUUUUUUUGUGUUGGCUAUAUAUAUAUAUAUACACACGCGCGAUUUGACAUGAGCAUGGAAUUAAAAAAAAGCAUAUGUUUCCCUUAAGGUAGUUGUCUAGUUGUAGUAGGAAACAAACUAGUAUAUGAAUUGAGUCACUGUUUAAAGAGAGGGUGAAAGUUUGAAUAAAACAAGAAUCAUGGAGAUGGAGUACUAUUUGCCAUCAGUAAGGGCUGAAGAGGAGGACAAAAAAUAUUUGUCAUGGAUCACUUCCAAGGAACAAAUUGAUCUUAGCAAGAUAGGCAGAAAUUGCUUGGCUCGUUGGGACGAUUGGGGUUUUUUCAUUGACAACUGGGUAUGUUUUGUUUGGAACUUCAAAUGUCAUACCAAAAUCAUGCUCCCUAAUUUCUCUUACUACCAUCACUGGAUGACAAAGGUUCUCAAGUGUAUUGUUUCCCCUUCAACACAAGAACAUUUUCCCUAUGACGAUCAAUACUUGUGCAACGUCUCUCUGUUCUUUUACGGAGAACCCUAUUGUCUAAUUUGUGGUCCUCCUUGCUAUAAAAAGUGGGUAAAAGUAAAACUUUAUGAUGAUAGCUGGUUGUUAGACGCAGUCACCUUCUGUAACGGUGAGAAAAUAUGCAUUAUGUUUCAUAAUGGGGAGCUAGGCAUAAUACAAAUGUUCCCUGAAAUAACUAAAACGACUCAUCUCUCCCCUGUCACAUUCAGGGCACCAACAGAUAUCUCUGCUUUGUAUCGAAACAGACACUUGAUAUCGUGGCAACACCAAUUGUUUCUAGUUCAACAAAGAGUCGGAUCACCUUCCAUUUUUGAGAUUUGGGAGGCCGAUUUUGAAACAGAUCAAUUCAACAGAGUAUUCAAUUUGGACGGAUUUAUUAUUUUUAUAAGUCACAUAUUCUCAACUGCAACUUCUUCAUCUCUACCUCAAGAAAAAAAUCGGGUCUAUUUCACACAGUGCGAUGAUCACCGCACUGUAUAUGCCUUCGACAUUGGCGAUCAAAGCUUCUCAACAACUAAGCAAUUUCGUGCCUAUAUUCCUCACAAUUCGGUCAGGAAGGGCCAAAAUUCAACAUAACACUACUACUAAGCGUCCAUCCGGUACUGGUAUUUAUAGUAACCCUGCUGCUGCAGACAGCAACAUUUGCAUCCGUGUUUCUCAAGACCUUCAAAAGAAAAUUUCUCGUUAUCUAAUUUCUCAGGAAGCAGACUACAUGAGUUUUCGCUUGGUGUGUAAAUUAUGGAGAUCUAUUGCUCCUCCAUUACGUUGGAAAGUGGCUGUUGAUGGUGAUGAUGAUGCGACUCGUUGUUAUGAUCAAGACUCCAUGUGGCUUCUAUCUCUAAACCAAAAUGAUGGUUUGUGCACAUUCUAUAAUCCUUUUAGAAAUUUCAACUGUUAUAUGAGCAACAACGAUUUAAUAGGCUGUGAAAUUCGGUAUGCCAAAGAUGGAUGGCUUCUUGUAUCUAAGGGAAAGUCUCUCUUCUUCGUUGAGCCUGGGAAGCAAAUAAUACAUCUCCCACAAAAAGCAGAUGAAUAUUUUUGUGACAUUAUGUCAUUCUCAGCUUCUCCGACUAAGUCUUCUGCAUGGGUAAUCUUUGGUAUAGCUUUAUUCAUGUCGCUUCACGUUAGAAUUUCCUAUUUGAAAAAAGGGGAUGACAAGUGGACUACUAUCAUAAGGGACGGUAACUUCCCACCUUCAUGUUGUAGUCCGGUCUAUUUUGGUGAAGAAUUUUGUGUCCUGAGCCAAUUAGGUGAUGUUGGUGUAUUUGGCUUCUUUAAAGACGGAACCCCUUACUGGUUUGUCCAUAAACUUUCUGACGUAUAUUCACCUCCUAUUUGUGGUGCUUGCCGUUUGUUUUUAGUUCAACAUGAUGAAUACUUGCUACAUUCUGUGGUUGUGACACCACAAUAUGACGUUCAUGUUUAUGAACUAUACUUUCCAAGCAACAUAAUAGUCAAAUUAGUAAAACAAGUCAAAAAUUGGCUUUUAUUCACUAGUGAAGCCUCAUCUUUUGGUGUUUGUGGCAUGAAGGUAAAUGUGGAUAAUGCAGUUUUCUUCCCCACUUUCAACACUAGUAACAACUAUACUUAUUAUUCUUUGGAAGAUGUCGCCUUCAAAGUAUUGAAAGACAAUUGUACGGAAAAAACGCAACAAAAAGAGCUUUUAAAUCGUGUUUGGAUCCGUUGUGAACUGAAACGAAAUUGAUCUUUCAACUCUGUCUUAUGGAGUAUUUCUAAUGUAUUCGUAGUAGUUUUCUUUCUUUUUUGUUGAAUUUAAUUGAAAUU
This is a messenger RNA of Solanum lycopersicum (tomato), 2728 nucleotides long. NCBI's taxonomy places the organism in Eukaryota, Viridiplantae, Streptophyta, Magnoliopsida, Solanales, Solanaceae. The record is from RefSeq and is a predicted model, not a curated record.